CACUAACCUGCUUUCUUUUCGUGCUGUGAGCCGCGAGGGAGAGCCCAGGCAAACAUUUUAUUCUAAGAGUAGAUUGCAUAGAACAUGAGUUCGCUCAAGUUGCAGAAAAGACUCGCUGCUUCCGUUUUGGGAUGCGGGAAAAAAAAGGUCUGGCUAGAUCCAAAUGAAAUUUCAGAAAUUUCCAACACUAAUUCCAGACAAAACAUCCGCAAGCUCAUUAAAGAUGGGCUAAUCAUCAAAAAGCCUGUUGCAGUGCACUCUAGAGCUCGUGUGCGCAAAAACACUGAAGCCAGACGUAAAGGUCGUCACUGUGGUUUUGGUAAGAGGAAGGGUACUGCAAACGCACGUACUCCUGAGAAAGUUUUAUGGACACAGCGUAUGAGAGUCCUUAGGCGUUUACUCAAAAAGUACCGUGAGUCUAAGAAAAUUGAUAGACAUCUGUAUCAUUCAUUGUACAUGAAAGCCAAGGGUAAUGUCUUCAAGAACAAGAGAGUUUUGAUGGAGUUCAUUCACAAAAAAAAGAUUGAAAAGGCAAGAACAGAAAUGUUGAAAGAUCAAGCUGAAGCUAGAAGAACCAAGGUACGUGAAGCCCGUAAGCGCAGGGCUGAACGUAUCGCAUCAAAGAAACAAGAGCUUUUGCAGUCCUACCAGAGAGAAGAUGAAGUUGCAGCAGCCCAGGCAAAGUAAAAAAAAAUAACUUUUUAUCUUUGUACGGUAUAAAAAAUAAAUAAAACAAGAGCGUUAA
Messenger RNA from Copidosoma floridanum, 745 nucleotides. It is a transcript of the gene RpL19, whose product is annotated as ribosomal protein L19. Lineage: Eukaryota; Metazoa; Arthropoda; Insecta; Hymenoptera; Encyrtidae. The record is from RefSeq and is a predicted model, not a curated record. Gene Ontology annotation, molecular function: RNA binding; structural constituent of ribosome. Gene Ontology annotation, biological process: translation. Gene Ontology annotation, cellular component: ribosome; cytosolic large ribosomal subunit.